Prunus armeniaca (apricot) is the source of this 285-nucleotide messenger RNA. NCBI's taxonomy places the organism in Eukaryota, Viridiplantae, Streptophyta, Magnoliopsida, Rosales, Rosaceae. The record is from the annotation of a GenBank genome assembly.
AUGGAGGGGGAGAAGGGCAAGAAAAUGAAAAUUAAGGCCAUGGAGUGGAGGAAACUAGCAGAAGAAGCCACUGGUCCACAUGCAAGAUGUAUUCAACUUCCAUUUCCAAGCCAUAUAAAGGCAAUGCUGAAUUUAGCAAAACUCCUGUACCAUAGAGGUUUUCAUAUAACCUCUGUCAACACAGAGUUCAUCUACAAGCACUGUCUUCAAUCUCCCGGACCCAAUUCUCUUGAUGGCUUGCCUGAUUUUCGAUUCGAAACAACCCCAGAUGGCCUUCCCAAAUGA